GCAUUCGCCGAGAUGAUUCCGCUAUCAAAAGCCUCAUACUCUACAACAUUCCUGCGAUCUAACAUGUGCCAUGUUGUGUCCGAAACUCGCCGCUCUACUUUCAAUCCCAACGUUGUUCAGCGUCGAAUUGUCAAGCUCUCGUUUGCUACCAUAUUUGGUCGGCAUUGUUUCACCGUUGGCUCGUCACGGUCGUGCGACUACCUUUUACCAGAAUCAAACGAGGUCGCACCACACCACUUUAUUGUAUUCUUCGAUCUACAAGAGCGUCAGUUGUACAUAAGGAAUACUUCAUCGCAAGGGUUGCAAAUC
Bipolaris maydis ATCC 48331 is the source of this 309-nucleotide messenger RNA. NCBI's taxonomy places the organism in Eukaryota, Fungi, Ascomycota, Dothideomycetes, Pleosporales, Pleosporaceae. The record is from RefSeq and is a predicted model, not a curated record.